AGCUUAUCACUGGGGACUGACUCCAACGUUCUCACUCCUGGAGAGAGCUCGGACUGAGUGAGAGGGUCUGAUCCCAGCUGGAUCUGUCCAGGACCUUCUUCCUGUCUCCUUGCUGCCAACCCAGGUUACACCAGCUCGUCACCAGAUAUACCAUGGCCGCUGGCAGCAGGGUGUCAAAAUUGAAGAAUAUGUUUGAGACAAAAGCUAAAGAACAAGUUGAUCCAAGAAGGCACCGUAGCUUUAAGAAGUCUCAGACUUCAACGGCUCCCUCUGAAGCGUCUAAUCUGACAAAGUUGGGUCAUCUUAAACUGGAUCCAGCUGGUGAUAAGGCAACGCUGCCAGAUCUGGAAAAGUCUGGAAGUGAUCAUAUUUUCUCCAAUGCAAGCAAAUUCAUGGCUUUGUUUAAGACAGGCAGUUUAGAUUCAGUCAUUCUUGAAAUCCAGUCUGAAUUGAAGAGAUUUCAGGAUACAGUGGUUCACAUUGCAGUGACUGGAGAAUCAGGCACUGGGAAAUCAUCUUUCAUUAACGCCUUACGGGGUGUCAGUGAUACUGAUGUGGAAGCUGCUGGAACAGGUGAAAUGGAAACAACCAUGGAACCGACAAAGUAUAAGUAUCCAAACCAGAACAGAGUGGUUGUCUGGGACCUUCCUGGGGUUGGAACACCGAAUUUUCAGGCUGCCACAUAUUUGGAGCGUGUGGUGUUUGACCGAUAUGACCUCUUUUGAUCGUCAGCACCAUUCGCUUCAAAGAGAACGAUAUGUUCCUGGCCAAGGCAAUUCAGGAGAGGGGAAAGAAAUUUUAUUUCAUCCGCAACAAGAUAGAUCAAGAUUUGGAGUCUAAGGAACGACGCAGCCAGUCACAAUAUGACCAAGAGGAAGCUCUCAGGGAAUUAUACCAAUCCUCCUUGGACAAUUUGACAAAGGGUGGGAUUGAAUUCCCUCGCAUCUUCCUGAUCUCUUGUUGGUACGUGGAGAAAUUUGACUUUGUGGCGCUCCUUAAGAAUUUGGAACAGGGCCUUCCAGAUCUCAAGGGACGUCUCUUCUCAUACUCUGUACCCAAUGUCACCUCCAAAGCCAUAGACAGGAAGAAAGAAGUCACGUUGAGUGAAAUCUGGAAGGAUGCUUUUUACUCAGCUGCAGCUGCUGCGGUCCCAGUCCUGGGUCUGACCACAGCCUACAGCAUUACCUUGUUGGUCACAAAACUCUCCCAACAUCGCGCCGACUUUGGGCUGGAUGAGAAUUCCCUCCGGAGACUGGCGAAAAAAGUUAGGAAGAAACCAGAGGAGCUCAAAUUGGCUAGGCAGUCCACAUUCGGAGUGGAGGUGUCUGCAGGACUCAUUAAAAAUGAGCUUUCCAAACUGUCAGGGCCAGCGAGUAAGCUGCAGACAGCUGUGAAAUACCUGCCUCUUGUUCGGCAGGUAAUAGCAGGGAAAGGUACUUAUACCACAACAUAUUCCUUGCUGAAGACAGCUAUUGAGGAGAUGGCGGAAGAUGCCAAAAGGGUGAUUGUGAAAGCCUUCAGUGAGAACUAGUGGAAAGGGGCUGCCUCUGAUUCCAAUUCUUCACUUUCUGGGACACAGAAUGACAAAAACUUACACAAACACCACUCACACUGCUCAGACUCAUUUACAAGCACUUCUCUUUGAAUUUGGGAUGCCCUUUAAAGUAGAAUCCUUUUCAAAUUUAGAAUCUUGCGUGGAACAUGAGACCUCAUUUAACUGCGGAAAGUAGUCGCUAGCUUUCAAAAAUAUAAUACAAAUCUCGAGCUAUCAAAAUGCAAGAAAGGUCACGAGAGUGAUCAAAGUCAUGACCUUCCAUUGGAUGGGUAUGAGAGAUUUAUCUGGUGCCCUAAGUACCCUCUGAUCAAUGCAGUGUUGGGGAAAUGAAAUUUUAACUCUUCGACAGAAAGAUAAACCAACUUCAGCUGAAGAGAGGCAAGUGGAGAAGACCAGAAGAAACCAUAAGCCUGCUCAGUCACUCGGAGAUCAUCGCUGAUCCUCAAUUCCACAUUUGUGCCCUUCUACCAUAACCCUGGAUUUUCUUUCUGAUUAAAAAUCUCGAUGGCUCAGCCUUGAAGACACUGAAUAACCCAGCCUCAAUAAUCCUCUGUGGUCAAGAUGUAGUACUCUCUCAGAGAGGAAAUUCCUCCUCAGCUCUGUCCCAAUUGGGUGAUUCCUUCCUCUGAGAUGAUGCUCUCUGGUCCUAGACUCUCUCACAAGGGGAAACAGUCUUUCCACAUCUACCCUGUUAAUUCCAAUAAGAACCUGUUAUGUUUCAAUAACCUGUCCUUUCAUUUAUCUAAACUCCAGUGAGUACAAGCUCAACCCACUCAACCUCUCGCCAAAAGGAAAUCCUUCCAUUCCCAGGAUCAAUGGAGCAAACCUUCUCUCUGAACAGCCUCUGAUGCCAAUUUCUCAUUACUUAUAUAAGGAGACGAAUGCUUUCUUAAACCUGAUGGUGUCCUGUUUAGACAAUAGUCAUCCUGACCUGAGUAGAUUGGGACAGCAUGGUGGCACAGUGGUUAGCACUGCUGCCUCGCAGCGCCAGGGACCCGGGUUUGAUUCCAGCCUCGGGGAGACUGUCUGUGUGGAGUUUGCACAUUCACCCCGUGUCUGCGUGGGUUUCUCCGGGUGCUCCGGUUUCCGCCCACAGUCCAAAGAUGUACAGGUCAGGGUGGAUUGGCUAUGGGAAAUUGUCCCAUAGUGCCCAGGGGUGUACAGGUUAGGGUGGAUUGGCCGUGGGGAAAUUGUCCCGUAGUGCCCAGGGAUGUGCAGGUUAGGGUGGAUUGGCCGUGAGAAAUUGUCCCAUAGUGCCCAGGGAUGUGCAGGUUAGGGUGGAUUGGCUGUGGGAAAUUGUCCCAUAGUGCCCAGGGAUGUGCAGGUUGGGGUGGAUUGGCCGUGAGGAAAUUGUCCCGUAAUGCCCAGGGAUGUGCAGGUUGGGGUGGAUUGGCUGUGGGAAAUUGUCCCGUAGUGCCCAGGGAUGUGCAUGUUGGGGUGGAUUGGCCGUGGGGAAAUUGUCCCGUAGUACCCAGGGAUGUGCAGGUUAGGAUGGACUGGCCGUGGGAAAUUGUCCCAUAGUGCGCAGGGAUGUGCAGGUUGGGGUGGAUUGGCCGUGUGGAAAUUGUCCCGUAGUGCCCAGGGAUGUGCAGGUUAGGGUGGGUUGGCCGUUGGGAAAUUUUCCCAUAGUGCCCAGGGAUGUACAGGUUAGGGUGGGUUGGCCAUAGGGAAAUUGUCCCGUAGUGCCCAGGGAUGUGCAGGUUAGGGUGGAUUGGCCGUGCGGAAAUUGUCCCGUAGUGCCCAGGGAUGUGCAGGUUAGGGUGGAUUGGCUGUGGGAAAUUGUCCCGUAGUGCCCAGGGAUGUACAGGUUAGGGUGGAUUGGCCGUGGGGAAAUUGUCCCGUAGUGCCCAGGGAUGUGCAGGUUAGGGUGGAUUGGCCGUGGGGAAAUUGUCCCGUAGUGCCCAGGGAUGUGCAGGUUAGGGUGGGAUUGGCCGUGGGGAAAUUGUCCCGUAGUGCCCAGGGAUGUGCAGGUUAGGGUGGAUUGGCCAUGGGAAAUUGUCCCGUAGUGCCUAGGGAUGUGCAGGUUAGGGUGGAUUGGCCAUGGGAAAUUGUCCCGUAGUGCCCAGGGAUGUGCAGGUUGGCUGUGGGAAGCUCCCCAUAAUGUUCAGAGAUGUAUAGGUUAGGAUGGAUUAGUUACAGGAAAUGUAAGCUUAUAGGGUAGGAGGAUGUGGAUGGGACUGUGUGGGUUGCUCUUCGGAGGGUUGGUGUGGACUUGUUGGGCCAAAUGGCCUAUUGCCUCACUGUGGGGAUACUAUGUCCCUUGGCCAUUUACUUGGUGGAUUCAAAUAGGCAUUUAACACAGAAUACAUUACCCAGUCCUGAAAACAGGGUAUGUCAGGAAGUGCUCAGAAUGUCCUCAGUAACCUGUUUUCUCCAGAUGGAAGAUGGACCAGAAGCAGAGUAGGAAGAACCUGGCAAGAGUUCCCGAACACCUCAACUGAGGUCAGAGUUUAAGGAUAAGGGGUGAAUCUUUUAGGACUAAGGUGGCAAGACGUUUCUUUACCCAGAGUGGUGAAUCUGUACAAUUCACAAUCACAGAGAGUGAUUAAGGCUAAAACAUCAUGUGUUUUCAAGGUAUAGCUCUAAAGGGAAUCAAGGGAUAUGGGGAGCAUGGGAUUAAUGUACUGAGUUGGAUGGUCAGCCAUGAUCACAUUGAAUCGUGGAACAAACUUGAGGAGUUUUAAUGACCGACUCUUGCCCCUAACUUCACUGUUUCGAUGAAGAGAUGCCCACAAAUGGAGAAGAGGCCAUCCGCUGCACCCGAUGUAGACUCCUCUACAUAGGGGAGACAGGCCGCCAACCUGCGGAACGUUUCAAGGAACACCUUUGGGACACUCGGACCAACCAACCCAACUUACCCGUGGCUCAACACUUCACCUCCCCCUCCCACUCCACCAAGGACAUGCAGGUCCUUGGACUCCUGCAUCGCCAGACCAUAGCAACACGACGGUUGGAGGAAGAGCGCCUCAUCUUCCACCUGGAAACCCUCCAACCACAAGGGAUGGACUCAGAUUUCUCCAGUUUCCUCAUUUCCCCUCUCCCCACCUUGUCUCAGUCCCAACUCUCGAACUCAGCACCACCUUCCUAACCUGCAAUCUUCUUCCUGACCUCUCCGCCCCCACCCCCACUCCGACCUAUCACCCUCACCUUAACCUUCUUCCACCUAUCGCAUUUCCAACGCCCACCUCCCCCAAGUCUCUCCUCCCUACCUUUUACCUUAGCCUGCUGGGCACACCCUCCUCAUUCCUGAAGAAGGGCUUAUGCCCGAAACAUCGACUCUCCUGCUCGUUUGAUGCUGCCUGACCUGCUGCGCUUUUCCAGCAACACAUGUUUAAGCUCUGAUCUCCAACAUCUGCAGGCCUCACUCUCUCCUAGAGAAUGAGUUGGUAUCCACACCCACAAACAAUUAUACAUUGGUGCAAGAUAUGAAAUAUUACCAGUUUCCUGCAUUUUGCUCAGAGAGAGGAAUGCUUUCCCUUGUGCUGUUUUGACAUUAUAAAUCCAGUUAUGAAUGUUCAGAAAUAGGGGGAAUAAUAACACCCACUCCAUAUAUCUCCAGCUAGGGACCCUCUGCAUCGUAAGAAAGCCAGGAGAAUGAAAAAUGGGGAUGGCUGUGCACCAUUUGGAAAUCAACCUCCCGCUUCCAGCGCACUGCGACAAUUUAAUAGUCUAACCUCACAGAAAAUCUCCAAUUCUCUCCAUUGACCAAUACCUCAGAAAAUAAAUCCCAGCAACACAAUGAGACAGUAGAAGGAAUUUAGAAACUCGAAGGACCUGAUAUGACUUGGUGCAUUAUGUCAAUCCAGCCCCAUGGUUGAGGGGAUUUGCUUUGUGCUUAGGAGCAAUGGAAAGCUUCAUAUUAACUGUCCCUGUAGCUUUUGUAUGCUAUUUGCAGAUAUUAUCAAUAAGUUAGAGAAUCAAACUUGUAUUUUAGACAUGGCUAGAUCACUGACAAUUAAUUACCAGAAAUCAGUGAGGAUCUUUCCUUCUUAAAGGGGCCAGUGUUAGAAAGUAAGAAUCUCUUUAUUUUUUGUGUUUUGUAUUUAAUAUUUCCUGUGUAUCAUUAGACAUGGUAACACCUCAACUUAAUAUGAGACAUGUUACAGUCGUGCUACCUUCUAUAAAGGUAAACAAAUCUCCAGCAUGUGAAAGUAUAAGAAAGGGAGCAGGAAUCACAGAGGUCAUCAUAUUCCAUUGAACUGACAUGGAAGAUUUAUCUGAAACCCUACUAUCAACAAUAUAAUGUCCCAUGCCCAUUGCCUGGGAGGGUCCAAAUGGGUGUUUGACACUGCAGAAGCUACUCGCUGCUAGAAUGAGGGUAUAUCAGCAAAUGUUCAGAAUCAGGUGACCAUCCUCAGCCCUGGCAGUCUGUGUAGGUGUCUAUUCUGUCAGGGAGUCAUCUUUUUCCAGGUGGAAAAUGGACCAGAAGAAAAGCAGGAAGAUCCAGGAAAGAAUUCUCUUGCACCUCGAUCAGAGAAUGGGAAGCUGCUUUCAGCACUUGAGCAAGACCGAUACCUUCUGUGCCCACAAACCCUUUGCUCUCCGGUACCAGUUGUCAAGGUGAUAAGCAUCCUUUUCUCAAUUAACUAAUAUAUCAUUAAUGUAAACUCCUUCUUCUUAACAAAGUCAAUAAACUAUCUGAAAAUUGCUAA
Messenger RNA from Hemiscyllium ocellatum (epaulette shark), 6207 nucleotides. Its product is annotated as interferon-inducible GTPase 5-like. Gene Ontology annotation, cellular component: membrane. Gene Ontology annotation, molecular function: GTP binding. The coding region runs from base 758 to 1531 and encodes 257 amino acids. The transcript has 2 exons. NCBI's taxonomy places the organism in Eukaryota, Metazoa, Chordata, Chondrichthyes, Orectolobiformes, Hemiscylliidae. The record is from RefSeq and is a predicted model, not a curated record.